AUGCCACAGGAAACAGAAGGUUCAAUUGUAAAUGAUUAUCAACAAAAUAACGUCACAUAUCUUUGUAUGAACGUCGUUGGAAAUAAAUUUGGAUUUUCUAUCAUACAAGUGUGUUCAAAUAAUGUUGUUGCUUUAAAACAAGAUAUUAAUUUUAAUGCUGCUUUUUUAAAAGAAAAUGUUAUUAAUUAUUUGAAUAAUCUAAUAUUGAAUUAUAGACCCAGUAUUCUUUUACUUUCUACCAAAAUAAGGCAGGAUAUUUAUGAUGAAAUUGAACGGCUUUUGCAACAACAAAAAGGCAAAUUAAAUGAAUUAAAAGUUAGGUUUUUAUCCUGGAGUAAAUUCGAUAAAAAAUUUUUGGAACAAGAAUUGAAAGAUAGUAAUAAUAGUUUUGCUUGUAUGGAUGAAAAUAAGAAUUGUAAACUCUUAAAUAAAAUGAUGCUAGUGUUUAAUUCUGGUUGGGAUAUUACAUGCGGAACAUUGAGUUGUGUGCUACAAACAAUUAUAAAUGAUGAAAAGUUGGUAGAUCAAGGGCAACAAAAAUUAGAGAUUAACAAUUUAACAUUUAAUCUUAUGCAAUUUAGUGACAGUUUUGUAUUGGAUGAUGAUACAAUCAAUUCACUACAAGUCUUACCUUCAUUAUACAAAACUAAGGUUUAUAAUUCAAAUAAGAGGGGAUGUUUGUCAUUAUACGAAUUAUUUGAAAAAUCAGUUAAAUCGGAAUUGGGCAAACAAGUUUUGAAAUCAUGGUUAACCACGCCUUUAAAAACUAAGGACUUAAUUGUCAAAAGAUUACAAAUUGUUAAAAUAUUAGUAGCGACUGAAAAUACGUCGGUUUUAGAUCAAUUGUCUUGGUCAUUAAAAAAAAUACCAGACAUCUACCGACUGUUAUCAAGCGUGUCUUCCAGAAUAUGUAAUAAACCUCAUGUCUGGAUUGCAUUGGUUAAAUUUUGCGAAACUAUGAUAGAAAUUAAAAAAAUCAUCAAUUUAUUAGAUUCUGCUUACAGACAAGGGGUAUUAAAAGAUUUACAUUUGGCUAUUGAAGAGCAUAAAUUUAAAAAAAUAAUGUCAAAAAUCAAUAAAGUUUUUAACUUGGAGAACUCCUUGAAGGAAAAAGAAUUGAUUAUUAAUACUGGUGUGAACAAAGAAUUGGAUAAACAUAUCAACUUUUACAAUAAUUUAGAAGUUUUUCUAGAAGACAUUGCGGUUCAUAUCAGAACUGGUAUUAUUAACGAUAUAAAUUGCGCAGCUAAAUUGGACCCAACUGUUCAAAACAAUAUUAAAAAUUUAAUAAAUGUUGCUUAUAUUCCUCAAAUCGGAUACCUUAUUUCCAUCGAUAUUGAAGCUAAAGAGCUUCUUGAAAUUGUCCAAGAUUGGGUGUUUAUAUUUGAGACACCAACUGCAUUAUAUUACAAAAAUAACGAUAUUAUGAAAGUGGAUAAAGAAUAUGGUGAUAUAUGUGGUAUUAUAUCUGAUUACCAAAUUGAAAUUUUCCAUGACGUUCAAACGGAAAUAAUUCAGUACAAACUGUUUUUGAGAAAGUGUUACGAAUUGAGUGCCGAGCUUGAAGUUUUGAAAAGCUUUGCUGAAACAUCUAUCGAAAAUAAUUUUAAGGAACCCGAAUUAUCGAGCAAAGAGAAUAAAUUAAUUAUUGUUCAAGGCAGACAUCCAAUUUUUGAAAAUUUGGUGGAUUCCUAUAUCCCUAAUGAUAUAUCCUUAAUAGGUUCAAGAUUUGAUGAUGAAAGUUGGAACACCAUGUUUUGCAGAAUAGCUUUGAUCACAGGAGCUAAUAUGUCUGGUAAAACUGUUUUUAUAACAAGUUGUGGCAUAAUCGUUCUUUUAUCUCAUAUUGGUUGUUUUGUGCCGGCAAUCUCAGCAAAAAUUGGCAUAGUAGACAAUAUUUUAACAAGAAUAAAAACUAGCGAGGGAAUAAAUCAUACACAGAGCACAUUUUACUCAGAUUGCCAACAAAUGUCCAAGUGUUUAGCGUUAUCCACUGAAAGAAGUUUGGUAUUAAUCGACGAAUUCGGGAAAGGAACAUCACCCAUUGAUGGCCCAGCAUUAUUUGCUGCAAUUAUUAGACAAAUGUCAGAAUAUAAACAUUGUCCUAGGAUGUUGGUCUGCACUCAUUAUCAUGAACUAUAUAAAAAAAAAAUAUUUUCUCCUCAAUUAAAAGGCACUAUCCAUUUGACAACCACAAUUUUUGUCAAAAAGCAUAAAGAUGGAAAUGAAGAUAAUAGUACAGAAGUUAUAACUUUUUUGUACAAGGUAAAAGAGGGGAUCUCAAACGAUUCAUUUGGUUUGUUCUGUGCAAGUCUUUCAGGUAUUCAACCGGCAAUAUUAAAUAGGGCACAUGCUAUAGUGGAUGCCAUGAACCAAGGCCGUAACAUUUCAGAAAUAUCAAAUACAGUACCUUUACAAGAGUUAACUUUGUUUAAAAAAAAUCAAAAAAUAGUGGAAGAGUUUUUGUCAUGGGAUAUACAAUUAGAAGAUGAUAAUGACAUAGCAAUAAAAGAAAAGCUUAAAUUUUUUUUGCAAAAAGAUAUAUCAUAA
This is a messenger RNA of Saccharomycodes ludwigii, 2550 nucleotides long. RefSeq names its product MutS family protein MSH5 (gene MSH5). NCBI's taxonomy places the organism in Eukaryota, Fungi, Ascomycota, Saccharomycetes, Saccharomycodales, Saccharomycodaceae. The transcript has a single exon. Gene Ontology annotation, biological process: mismatch repair; chiasma assembly. The coding region runs from base 1 to 2550 and encodes 849 amino acids. The record is from RefSeq and is a predicted model, not a curated record. Gene Ontology annotation, molecular function: ATP-dependent DNA damage sensor activity; mismatched DNA binding; ATP binding. Gene Ontology annotation, cellular component: nucleus.